GACGCAACAAAAGCACGCACGUGGACACAAACCCAGGAUUGAGCUUCUCCGUCAGGAUCAUGGGAGAGAAUGGCCCUCUCUCGGAGACAGCCAUGCUCUUUGAAGACGAGGAAGAGGAUGUGGACAAACUUGGCCGAGAAGAGGAAGACGAGGACAAGAUGGCAAACUUUGACAAAGACGGCAACAUGAUCUCGGGCCCCUCGUCCUCCUCGGGAACCGUCUACGAUCGCACCACCGUUCUCAUCGAGCAGGACCCGAUCCGUCUGGAUGAGGAAGGAGAAGAGGACGGUAUGACGUUCCUGCCGGAGGGAGAGGGAGACGAGGGAUCUCUGGCCUUCAUGGGUGACCCUGACGGCAUGUCACAGGGGUACAUCCACCACACCAUCUCGCCGGACCAAAUCCAGUUCAUCAUUAACCCCGGGUCCACACCUAUGCCACGAAACAUCGAGGGCGCCACGCUGACAUUACACUCUGAGUGCCCAGAGACCAAGCAGAGAGAGGUGAAGAGAUACCAGUGUCUGUUCGAAGGCUGUACGCGCACCUACAGCACGGCGGGAAACCUGCGCACUCAUCAGAAGACGCACCGUGGCGAAUACACGUUUGUUUGCAACCAGCAAGGCUGCGGCAAAGCCUUCCUCACAUCCUACAGCCUGAAGAUCCACGUCCGCGUCCACACAAAGGAAAAACCCUUCGAGUGUGACGUCCAGGGCUGUGAGAAAGCCUUCAACACUCUCUACAGACUGAAAGCACACCAGAGGCUGCACACCGGGAAGACGUUUAACUGUGAAUCAGAGGGAUGCACCAAGUACUUCACCACACUCAGUGACCUGAGGAAGCACAUCCGCACACACACUGGCGAAAAACCCUUCCGGUGUGAUCACGAUGGCUGUGGUAAGGCUUUCGCUGCUAGUCAUCACCUGAAAACACAUGUACGGACACACACUGGAGAGAAACCGUUUUUCUGUCCCAGCGACGGCUGUGAGAAAACCUUCAGCUCUCAGUACAGUCUGAAGAGCCACAUCCGGGGUCACGACAAAGGCCCAUCGUUCACCGUGAGCAGUCAUCCACUGUCAGAGGAUGCGAAUCACUCGCUGUGCCUCAGUGAUUUGAGCCUCAUUUCAACAGACUCUGAGCUCCAGGAGAACCACAAUUCUCAGGGUUUGGAUCUGAACAGCGUCACCCCCAUACGAAUCUUUGAGCUCAUGUUCCAGAGUCCAGAGAACAGCGUCAGCGAGGACGACCCCAAACCUACAGAAAGCCUAGCAGAGUCUUUUGGACUUGAGCCGUCGCCUCAGACAGCCCCUGCAGACGCGUCCACUCAUCCAGCGUUCCCUCAGCCUCCUCCAUCCACCUGUUCCUCUUCCUGCUCCAUCACAGCUCCUGCUCAGGAUGCUCAGACUCCUCCCACAACACAGCAAGCCCCGCCCCCUGCUGUCAGCAGCUCGUCACAGACCUCCUCCUUCCCCAGUGCUCCGCCCAGCUCGUCACAGCCUGCAGAAGUAUCGUCUCCAUCUGCACCCUCAGCCACUCAGCACUACAUGAUGGCUCAGCCGGUGUCGUCUCCAUCUGCAGCCAGUGUCUCCAGUGUGCCGGCUGGGACAGCAGAGGUGACGGCCGCAGUGACGCACACAGUGCCUUUGGCUGCUCCUCCUACAAUCAGCAUCGCCCCCACACUCGGCCUGCAGCCCAGCCUUGUCAUGUCAGACCAGAACCUGCAGUGGAUCCUCAGCAGCGCCGCCAGCGCACAGCAAAACCCCGAACAACAGGGUCCAAAAGUUGAGAAGGUCUUUUUUACAACAGCCAUACCAGUCGGUGGAAAUUCAGGUAUGAUUGGAUAUUAGCUGUCAUAUAUAUAUAUAUAUAUAUUUAUAUAUUUAUACACACACAGUUGAAGUCAGAAUUAUUUGCCCCCUUUUGAUUUUUAUUUUUUUUCCCAAAUGAUGUUUAACAGAGCAAUGACAUUUUUACAGUAUGUCUGAUAAUAUUUUUUCUUAUGGAGAAAGUCUUGUUUGUUUUAUUUCGGCUAGAAUAAAAGCAGUUAUCAAUUUUUUAAAAAACAUUUUUGGGACAAAAUGAUUAACCCCUUUAAGCUAAUUUUUUUUUCCGAUAGUCUACAGCAGUGGUUCCCAUAAAAAUGCUCCACUAUUAUAAAGGGCUUUGCAAUUAAUCGAAAAUCCAAUUUAGAUUUCGGUUUCAAACGAUUAUAAAAAAAGCAUUAAUCAAGAUAAAUAAUUAUUGCAUCAUAUUUUGCCACGUUCCAGUUGUACACGUGUUAGUGUUGCUCUUAAAAGCGCGAAAGAGCUUAUGUGUGUGUGUGCAGCAUGAUCACGCAGUCAGAAGCACGCGGCCGGUCAGCAUUCACUCUCAUUCACACACUGAGACGAGCAGAGGAGCGCAGAUAUCUAAAGUCAUUAACGUGAGCGCUUUAAUGGUCAAAUAGGUGUCAAAACGCGGUGUUUAGUGAUUAUUUACAUUAACCCUCAUUUGUGUAAUAAACAAACGAGUUGAGGAUCAAAAGACGUGAAAGAGAAACCAUUAAAGAUACAGCGCGCUUUAAUCCUUCUGUCACCUGUUUUUAUCAUUAUUAAACAAACAUAACGAGAAAACCCUCGCUGCUCUUGACUGAAGGACUGCUGUAGCUAAAGUGUUUUUCUUACAGUGAAGAUGCUUAAAGCACAGUUUGUUUCAUAUUUUUAUUCUAUUGUAUUUGUUUCUCUUUCGUUUGCAGGGUGGAAAAUAACUGUAUACAGUUGAAGUCAGAAUUAUUAGCCCUCUUGAAUAUUAGCAAAGCUUUUCCUGCCCAAUUUCUGUUUCAGGGAAAGAAUAUUAUAUUAACUUAUUUCUGAACAUAAUAGUUUUGAUAUCUCAUUUCUAAUUACUGAUUUCUUUUUGUCUUUGCUAUAAUGACAGCACAUAAUGUUUUACUAGAUAUUUUUCAAAAUGCAAGCAUUCAGAUUAAAGUGCAGUUCAAAGGCUUAAUUAGAGUAAUAAGGCAAGUCAUUAUAACGGUAGUUUAUUCUGCAGACAAUCAAAAAUAUAUAUUGCUUAAGGGGGCUAAUAAUAUUGACCUUAAAUUGGUUUCAAAAUAGUUAAACCUUUCUUAAUUCUAGCUAAAAUAAAACAAACAGAAGAAAAAAUAUUAAAGGAAAUACUGUUAAAAUUCCUUGCUCUGUUAAAAAUAAUUUGGGAAAUAUUUAUUAAAAAAAAAAUUCUCAGGAGCGCUAAUAAUUUUGACUUUAACUGGCAAUGGUUUUGAAUAAUCGUGAUUACAAUUAUGACCAAAAUAAUCGUGAUUAUGAUUUUUCCCAAAAUCGAGCAGCCCUACUAUUAUAUAUGUAUUUUUAAGUACCAAAAAAAAAAA
This is a messenger RNA of Danio rerio (zebrafish), 3361 nucleotides long. Lineage: Eukaryota; Metazoa; Chordata; Actinopteri; Cypriniformes; Danionidae. The record is from RefSeq.